UAAGCUCGGUUAAUAUUCAAAGCAAUACACGCAUUAAUCCGCAAAAAUAUAUCUUACAAAAAAUAUUAAAAACGUGAUUUCAACUAAAUAUGUGAAUCCCUGCAAACUCCAUGCACUUGCGUUAUGACCCGUACUAUUAAUAUAUAAAACAAAAAAAAACGCUCUAAGUUACAAAAACACUGAUGUACACAAAGUAAACCUGUCUCACUCACCCUUCAACAUCAGUUGACAUCAACAUUAACGAAACACAAAAUGCAACAAUUAUUUACAGUUGAAUUUAUAUGAGUUUGCUUUGCACAGUUAUCCAAAAUUUUCCAUCGAGAUCGUGUGUGCAUAUUUCGUUCUAGAAAGUAAUUUUUUGCAAACGUGUCUGCUCUCGUGCAAAACAUUUUUUUUUCUUGAAAAUUGAUCCAUCAAAAUAAACUUUUCUUGCGAGGCCUAAUAGAAAUAAUGUAAUAAAACGUGAUUCCGCGCGUAAUGGAAUAAAAAGGUGUUUGACGCUGCUGGCGGGCCACUGGGGCUGUUUUUUGCUUGCCUAGGAAUCUCUGGAGCUCUCUUGCGGUGAUGAAACGCUCGAUGAACAGCAAGCGGAAAGGGAGCAGGGUGAAAAUUGGUAUUUUCAAGCGCUCGCUAACUUUAACAGAGCUUUGUACCAAUUAAGGGCCGAAAACCAUUAAGUGACAAGCGAUCAGGCCUCCGCAUCGAUUCGAGCCAACAUUUGGCGAAGCCAAAGACUGGAAGACUAACGUUUGAGUGUCGUGGGGUGCACAUCUCGUUUUGAGCUAAUCUUGUUUAUUUUUUUUUUUAAUGAUGAAAUGGACAUUUCAUGGUGCUUGUGUUGGAAUUUUAAAAGAAGAACUUGAUUUUAUGAAAUCGAACAAUAAAUCUUUUCGUUGUAAGAAAUGCUUUGCAAAAAAGAGACAGCUGUUCAUCUGCCCGACUGUGAGCAAAAUAUCCCUGCUGAUGACAAUGCACAAAGUUGCUCCAAAACCAAAAGUGAUGUGAAUGUGUCUCGCUCUCGCUCUAAUGAACUUGAGAAUGAGGAGAAUGUGUAUUGUAUACGCUGCAGAUGAUUUAUAAAAAAGUUUCGAACUUGGAAGAAAUAAAUAAAGAGUUUUUUGUUUCUCUAUCAGCUCUAAAAAAAGAGAACGAAACUUUAAAAACAAAAGUUCAAUUGUUGGAAAACAAACUGCACUGGCAGCAACAAAGUCAUUUAGUUAACUGUAUUGAAAUCACCGGAUUAAAUAAUGUCGACAAUAACAACUCGAAGAGUGUUGCGCUUAAUAUCUUCCGAGAUGCCUUGGGAGUUGAAGUAAAAGAGAGUGAUAUAAGCAAAUGUUAUGUGAAGCAAAAAAGAGGCAGUGAAAAGACUGAUAUAAAUAAAGAGAGCAAACCGAUAAUCUUCUUGCAACUAUCUAAUCUCACUCUUAAACAUCGAAUUAUGAAGGAGAAAUCGUUACAUAAACAGAAGCUUAACUCUUGGGGAGUAGACAGCAGCAACAGCAGCAGCGGCAAACAGCAGCUGUGGAAGGAGGCAAAUUUACAUUAACGAUGCACUUACAAAGUUUUCUCAUGCAUUGUUGAUGAAAGCAAAGGCAGUAAAGAAGGAGAAACAAUAAUUACGAACAAACAUGGACUCUUCUAAAAAGGCGUUACGAUGUCCAAUGUGCUCAUUGACGACCAUUUCCAAGCCAUUUUUUCUUUGAAAAAAAUAAACAUCGAAUCCGCAUCGAACCAUCUUCGAGCCACUUUGCUCAAUCAUACUGGGUAUAUUCUAGACAUCAAGUUCUUUUAGGCACCGCUCUUGUGAAUGUCGCUGAUAAAACAGGACGAUACCAAACAGCUCGAUUGCUCUUAGACAAUGGAUCUCAUCUAACAUUCGUAAGUGAAAAAUGUGUUCAAAGACUACCGUUAAGGCAAUCUCCACAAACAAUCGCGAUUAAUGGCAUUGGCGCCACAGCUGCUGGUAGCUCUAAUGGCGAAGUUCAACUUAAGCUCUUAUCAUCAGACAAUAGUUUUUCUACUACCAUAGUUGCUCAUAUUUUGCCAAAGCUUACCAACAUGCUUCCCUCAAUUCAUCUAACUCAACAAAACUGACCACACCUUCAAUAGCGAAAACUUGCUGACCUGCAUUUUCAAAACCUGCCAUCGACAUCUUGUUCGGAAAUGACGAACUUCCACACUUCCUACGCGUUGGUUUGAUCAAAGAUCCUAUUGGUACGCCCGUAGCACAACAAUCCACUCUUGGAUAGAUCCUCUUCGGCAAAAUAUUUGAUUCCCCUUCAAAUGUUUCAUCAUCUUUGCUUGAUGCACAUACUGAACCCGCACCUUCCGCUUUCAAAGCUCUACCCGCAUCGUUCGCUGUCAACGCAUCAACCGCUUCAAAAGCUGCACCCGCUUCACGUCACAACAGGAGCAACCGCAACAAAUAAUACAAUUGGAGCGUCCGCAAGAAUUAACACAACCGCAGCAAUCGCACCUCAACAACAACUAUAAACGCUCCUCCUGCUAUUUGCCUGUUCAGCGACACUGCACUUUUCAAAGCUGUUUCAAAAUUCUGGUAUAUUAAAACCUUACGCAACAGAAAACAUCUGACAAUUGAAGAAAAAGCCUGUGAAGACAUUUUUGACAACACUCAUUACAGCCAAGACGAUAGUCGGUACGUGAUAAGCCUUCCAUUCAAACCUGAAUGUUCUCUGGGCAACUCACGGCAUUUAGCAAUUCAGGCACUUCAUCGAAUGGAAGCUCUUUUUCGAAAAGACGAAUGUCUAAAAAGCAAACACAAACAAACUUCAUCCAAGAAUUCAUCGACCUGGGCCAUAUGGAAAAAGUGACGCAAUCACCUACUCUAGGUAAGCAUUACUAUAUGCCUCACCGAGCCGUAACCAAGGAUACAAGCACAACAACAAAGUUGAGAGUUGUGUUUAACGCCUCCUGUCGCACCACAACCGGAUUUUCUCUCAACGAUACGAAAAUGAUUGGCCCGCAGCUACAACCUGAUCUUUACAUGGCACUUAUACGAAUGCGAACUUAUCGAUUCGCUUUGACCGCUGACGUUGCCAAGAUGUACCGGCAGGUGAGAAUCAACCCUAAUCAAGUCGACUAUCAACGCAUCGUUUGGCGCAAUUCUCCCGAAGACGAUGUCGAAGAUUAUCGCAUUCUGACUGUCACUUAUGGAGUUGCGUCUUCGUCUCAUUUUGCUAUCAAAGCAAUCCAACAAGCAACCCUAGACGAAGAAAAAAACCAUCCUGUGCCAAGCAACGUCAUCAUGAACCACUUUUAUACGGACGACCUCUUAACUGGCAGUUAUUACGAAGAGGAGUUAAACCGCAUCCGAACUGACGUAUCCGCAAUUCUCAUGAAAGGUGGUUUCAGUCUUCGCGAAUGGUCUUUUAAUUCGUCGCUUGUCAAUUUCGUACCCGAAGAUCAACGUAAAGUUCUCCCUCCAUUGGAUUUCUCGGACGCAGAUGGCAUUCGAACUCUGGGACAUCAGCGCAAUUUAAGCGCAAUUAAUCAAGACUAUUAAACCAAUCCUAGAAACCAGCAUACGUGAUAUUUUCGGUUGGACUCGUCAAUUCCCCGGUAAGUGGUGCACAUUUGUAGCCAAUAGGGUUUCUCAAAUACAAGAGAUCAUACCAUCUGAAAACUGGUACCAUGUGCCAUCCGCCGAUAACCCAGCCGAUUGUGCUACGAGAGGUUUACUACCAAAAAACUUGGUUGAAUAUUCACUUAGGUGGAAUGGACCUCUUUGGUUGCAAAUACCACAGACUUCAUGGCCUCCGAAACUCAUUUUUUCCACCAACUUGGAUUAACGAUCUGAAGCUGUUCAUACUUCGGCAGUUGCCUACAAGACACCUGUGUGUUAUCUGGGGUGGAAUCGGCUAAGGUGAUUGUUGAUAAAUGACAAUUAAAAUGAUCGAAUUUGAUCUACAUAAGGUGAUAGUCAAAUUGAUCCCUAAAAAGCCGUCACAAUUAAGUGUGAUAGUCGUUUUCAAACAAAUAAGUUUAUUAUGAGUAGAGCUACCAGACGCUUAAACAAACGACUUGAAAAUGUUCUUAGUUCGCUUUGUUUCGUUAAAAAAAAGAAAAAAAAACAAAUUCCUGUGAAAGACAAAGCUUAUGACGUUCGAAAAACCAAGAGAGGUAAGAAUUUUAUUCAAACAGAGCCAAUUUCAUACCUUUAUUUACAUUUAGGGAACCUUUUUAGGUAGAUAUCAAUUUGAAUAUCACCUUAUGUAGAUCAAAUUCGAUCAUUUUGAUUGUUGACUCAAUUUUUUGAUGGUCAAAUUGACAUCAUUUUCAUUUCGUCUGUGUAAGAUGAUUCAACUCAAUUCAAUUCGAUUGAACAAUUUCAGAUUCAAAUUGUUAAAAUUCGUUGUUGCCUUGGUGAAAUUUUAAAUUGAUUCUUAUAAAAUAUCUAAAUAAAAGUUUCAAAUUGUCUGAUUUUGAAUAAAAUUCUUACUUUUCUUGAUUUUAUCGAAUGUCGUAAGCUUUGUCGGUCACAGGAAUCAGAGAGAAAAAAACUAAACGAGAGAACCAACUUCGACGGUUGCUCCCUUUUUGCCUACAAGCUGCGAUUUGCACAUAAACUUGCAUAUGUAUUAACUCCAUAUAAAAAAAAUGUGGGGAACGAAUACUUAUGCAAGAAGAUGUGCAUACUCCCCACAUUAAAAAAAAAUGGCGUCCACCUUCGAAAAAUGGCGGAUGCCAUGCUGUUCAGAGUUGUUCAAAGAAAAUUCAAAAUUGUGGAUGAACAAUUUUUUGGUAUUCUCAUUGUGUUACUUUGGGAGUAAUAUCAUUCGAAUAUGAAGUGAAAUUAAUUACUCUUGUUAGGUGCCAAAACAAUGAAGAUUUAGCAACAAUUGUAAAUUACGCAUUUAGAGAAAUAUUUGUUAGUUAUUUGAAGCCAGUUUUAAUUAUUAAGUAAGUAAAAUAAAUUAGGUGGUGCAACGGUGCAAUGAGAAUUAGGACCUAGAAACAUAAAACUCUGAAAGCACUUCAACUAUUAUUUGUUUUAUUAUUAGCUGCGUUUAUGCGUUUAAUUUUCGCUCAGACCGUUGAAAAUGCAAAAAAAAACUCAGAUUUAGUUCAAUUUUCAGAGUUCAUCGACUUAAUUUUGGCUGCGAGAGUUGCUGGAACAUUGACAACGACAGUUAAAGAAUGUAAACAUGGAUCAUUAAAAUAAAACAACGCAGAAACAUUGGAAACAUUUUUAUAAACUCAUCUCUUUUUUACAUUCCUAAUGUAUUUGUGUGUACUCGUUGUUUAUUUUCUUUAUGUUACCGACAUUUCCAAAAUGCUGAAAAUAAGUGAUUUAAGUAGAGACUAAAUAAAAACCGUAAACUUCUGUUGCCAAUUUUCAUCGCAUAAGAUUUGUGAAUAGGCGAUAAGCUAUGCUUUCCACUAAGCUAGUGUGCUGGGCUAGGCUUAACUACAUAUGUAAGCCGAAAAGUACUUUUGUACAAAAGUAAAAGUAUUUGUAUUCUCGCUAGUUAUAUAGCGACAAGGAAAAAUCUGUGAGGGAAAGUUCUAACUACAGUUUUUCUGAAAGUGCAUUGUGGGUUAUUCAUAGAUGUUUGCUAAACUUUUUAGGCUAUUCAUAAAUAAAUGCAAAUCUAAGUUAAGGGCUAAACCUGAAUAACUAUAAACAUAGAAAAUGCCGUGUUCAAGUAAUUAUUAUCGCAGCCAAAUUUCAUAAUUAAUUUUGUUGGUGUAUAAAACAGCUGAAAGACUCAUUCAUGACAAAUAAAUGUUACGUUAACACUAAGUUCCAGAAAAUAUCGAUUGAUACCGCAAUUACUGAAGAUAUGGAUAUUUUAUAUUAAUAUUCCCGGUAAACUGUAGACCUUUAUUAUUUCCACCUAUUAUAAUUAAUUCGAUGUUAAAUAAUUCAAUGCAGUAUAUUGUAGAUAAAACAACAGUUAAGUUAUUAGUUAAGGUAUUACUAUUGAAAUAAACAUAACAUACAUUCAUAAAAAACAUGUACUUGUUCAUAACAAAUAAAGUCUAGUCUAAAAAACCUUAACCUUGUUAUACACUCUUUCUGAACACAUCUUUUCUGGUUUUGGUUGUUAAUGCCAUCUAUCUGUAACUCAAAGAAAGAGAAAAGAAAAACAAAUUCACCACAAUCUUCCGUUUUAACGUUUACCGUAAUUCAUUGACAAACGAAAAUUGUUUGCUAGAAUUAAUUUGUGAAAACCAGAGAGAGAAAGAAAUAUCAAAUGUCUCGAUUCUCUCUGCUCUUCGAGGUGAAAACAUGUAUACAACUAUACACCGAUACGAAUUCAACACGCUAUAAAAAAUGAGAGUAAUAGAUUCCAAAGGGACGGAGACGAGGAAAUUU
Eupeodes corollae is the source of this 6343-nucleotide messenger RNA. RefSeq lists its product as uncharacterized. Bases 2690 to 3526 code for a protein of 278 amino acids. The transcript has 2 exons. Lineage: Eukaryota; Metazoa; Arthropoda; Insecta; Diptera; Syrphidae. The record is from RefSeq and is a predicted model, not a curated record.